This is a messenger RNA of Penicillium olsonii, 1290 nucleotides long. NCBI's taxonomy places the organism in Eukaryota, Fungi, Ascomycota, Eurotiomycetes, Eurotiales, Aspergillaceae. The record is from the annotation of a GenBank genome assembly.
AUGGCAUCCUGGCUCCAGAUCCCUAAGAACUCGCCCUUUUCGCUGGCCAACAUCCCGUUCGGCAUCAUCUCGGCGCAGUCGGCAUCAAAAGUAGCCGCAAUCGCCAUUGGUGAUCAUGCGCUGAACUUGAGCGCGUUCGCCUCGUCAGGGGGCUUUUCACAACUUCCAGCAAUUCAGCAGCAUCUUGCAGUCUUCAGCCAACCGACAUUGAAUGAAUUUGCCGCUCUGGGUCGUCCUGUGCACCGCGAGGUGCGCGAGUACCUGCAGAACGUCUUCCGCGCCGACACACAAUUCCCUCAGAUCUUGAAGGAUAAUGCUUCAUUGCAGAAGUCGGCGCUGCUGCCCCUGUCUCAGGUCACCAAUCAUGUUCCCAUGCAGAUUGGCGACUACACCGAUUUCUAUGCCGGUCUGAACCACGCCUAUAACAUUGGAGUCCUGUUCCGCGGCCCGGACAACGCCCUCCAGCCUAACUACAAGCAUUUGCCUGUUGCGUACCACGGCCGUGCAUCUUCAGUGGUUCCUUCCGGUACACCUCUUCACCGUCCUCAAGGCCAAAUCCUGGCCAACCCAGCCGCCGAUCCUAAAGUCCCUACCUUCUCCCCUUGCAAGAAGCUCGACAUUGAAUUGGAACUUGCAUGCUUCAUCAGCAAGCCCAAUGACCUUGGAAAGCCCGUUCCCAUCGACGAGGCCGAAGACCACAUCUUCGGUCUGGUACUCAUGAACGACUGGUCCGCUCGUGACAUCCAAGCCUGGGAAUACGUUCCCCUGGGCCCCUUCAAUGCCAAGAACUUCGGCACCACUAUCACCCCCUGGGUAGUCCUGAUUGAUGCUCUGGAACCAUUCCGCGCCCCCGGCCUGGAGCCGGGUAACCGCGACUCUCUCCUGCCUUACUUGCGCGAAAAGCGCGCCGAGAACGGGUACGAAAUUCCUCUCGAUGUGGAGGUCACCAACCAAGGUGGUCAGCCUACUGUUAUUUCUAAGAGCAAUGCUCGCAACUUGCUCUAUUCUUUCCCUCAGAUGGUCGCUCAUCACACUAUCACGGGUUGCAACCUGCGUACUGGUGACUUGCUUGGGUCUGGUACCAUUUCCGGUACUGAGGCGAAGACUCAGGGUAGCUUCUUGGAGCAGACUAAUGGUAAGACUCCAUUGAAGUUGGCGGAUGGCUCUGAGCGCAUGUUCCUGGAGGAUGGUGAUACAGUCACUCUCCGUGGAAUGGCGGGCACAGAGGGCAACUAUGUUGGCUUUGGCGACUGUGUCGGCACCAUCUUGCCUGCUGUUUCUCUGCAGUAG